UGGAGGCAGAUAAAAAUCCAUCACGGACAGGGAGAAGAUACUUAGAGGGACUUGACUCUCCUCUUAGUGUGCUCCACUGCUCUGCCAAACCUCUCUCUCUCUCUCUCUGCUCCCCCUUUUCUCUGUGAAUCCUUCCCUUUCAGAGGAAACAAGACCAGCCAUGUCGUCCAUGAGAAGUGUGAGCAUGAAAACUGUCAGGUCCAGCUAUGGUGGAGGCGGUGGUGGAGGCGGUGGUAGUUUUGGCGGUGGUAGUUUUGGCGGUGGUAAUUUUGGCGGUGGUAACCGUGGAGGAGGAGGAUCAUUUUCGACAAAAUCUGCCAUUCUGCUCAGGCCGUCACACUCUGUGGCAUCCAGUACUGCAGGUGGCUCAAUGCUUAGGUUAAGCAUGGGCGGUGGUGGUGGUGCUUAUGGUGGUGGCAGUGCUUUCGGUGGUGGUGCUUAUGGUGGUGGCGGCGGUGGUGGCGGCGGUGGUGGCGGCGGUGGUGGUUUCGGUGGUGGUUUCGGUGGUGCUUUUGGUGGUGGUUUCGGUGGUGGUGCUGGAGGUUUGGUAGGGCUUCCAAUCACAAACGUCCAGGUCAACCCUAGCCUGCUGGCCCCCCUGAACAUUGACAUCGACCCCAACAUCCAGACUGUCCGUACCCAAGAGAAAGAGCAGAUCAAGACUCUAAACAACCGCUUUGCUAGCUUCAUUGACAAGGUUCGCUUCCUGGAGCAGCAGAACAAAAUGCUGGAGACCAAGUGGAGCUUACUGCAGGACCAGACCACCACCCGCUCAAACAUCGAUGCCAUGUUUGAGGCCUACAUUGCCAACCUGCGCAGACAGCUGGAUGGGCUCGGCAAUGAGAAAAUCAAGCUGGAGGGAGAGCUGAGGAACAUGCAGGGACUGGUGGAGGACUUCAAGAACAAAUAUGAAGAUGAAAUCAACAAGCGUGCUGGUGUGGAGAAUGAGUUUGUGCUCCUCAAGAAGGAUGUAGAUGGUGCGUACAUGAACAAGGUUGAGCUGGAGGCCAAGGUUGAUGCCCUUCAGGAUGAGAUUAACUUCCUUAGAGCUGUCUAUGAGGCAGAACUGCGUGAGCUCCAGGGACAGAUCAAGGACACCUCAGUUAUUGUGGAGAUGGACAACAGCCGCAACCUGGACAUGGACGCCAUUGUGGCUGAAGUCAAGGCUCAGUAUGAGGACAUCGCCAAACGCAGCCGUGCUGAUGCUGAAUCAUGGUAUCAGCAGAAGUUCCAGGAGAUGCAGACCAAUGCAGGCCAGGCUGGAGAUGACCUUCGCAACACCAAGAGUGAGAUUGCUGAACUCAACCGCAUGAUUAGCCGCCUCCAGAAUGAGAUUGAGGCAGUCAAGGGACAGCGUGCUAACCUGGAGGCCCAGAUAGCUGAGGCUGAGGAGCGCGGUGAGCUGGCUGUGAAGGAUGCCAAGGCCCGUAUCAAGGACCUGGAGGAAGCCCUGCAGAGAGCCAAACAGGACAUGGCCCGCCAGGUCCGCGAGUACCAGGAGCUUAUGAAUGUCAAGCUGGCUCUGGACAUUGAGAUUGCCACCUACAAGAAGCUUCUGGAAGGAGAGGAAUCCAGAAUUGCCUCUGGUGGUGGAUCUACAACCAUCCACGUACAGAGCUCAAGCAGCAGCUACGGUGGCGGAGCAGGAGGCGGCAUGGGCGGCGGCAUGGGCGGCGGCAUGGGCGGCGGCUAUGGCGGCGGCUAUGGCGGAGGCUAUGGCGGCGGCAUGGGCGGAGGCUAUGGCGGCGGCAUGGGCGGCGGCAUGGGCGGCGGCAUGGGCAGCAGCUAUGGCGGCAUGAGCAGCAUAAGCAUGACCGGUGGCGGCGGCGGCGGCAGCAUUAGCACAAAAAGUGGCAGCAGCCUCCUCACAUCUCGGCGUUUCUAAAAUCAGCAGGUGUCUUUCUCUCCAUUCUUCUUCUCUCAUUCUCCUCCGCUUGUCCCUCCACUCUCCCCGGCAACCAUUCAUAAAAGCGUCCAUAAACUCCUCCACCUCUCUCCCUGCAGACACAGCAGCCUCAGAUACAUUUGCAUUUGACCAUUUACAGCUGGCAGAUCCAUGUAAUGGUGCAGUUGUCUUUGGCAUUUAGUUCCUGUGUUGCCACUCCCUCUUUGGCACCACAUACCUACAGAGUCAGAUAUUAUAUCAGAGGCAGAAAGAUUAUUAGACCAAAAACAAAUAGCAGCAGAGAUGUGAGUCAGUCCUUUCUUCCUUUGAUCAGUCAUCCUGGCUGUCUUUUGGUUGCUGGAUGUGCUGUCGUGCAGACAAGAGGAUACUUGUAGUGUCAUGACAGAGAACCCUUACAAAGCAACAAGCAUUGCACACAAAAUGAAACAGUAGUUCUUAGAUUUGCACAGAAGGAGGCCCAGAUGUUGUGGUUGGUCUUGAAUUUAUAAAGCAUACGUGGCAGGCACCCAUGUAGUGUCACACCAAUAACUCUUUUGUAAUGUCUCUUCUGUUAUCUCACAUCUGUCAUCUUGUUGUGCAUUUUGACUUCAUCAGAAGCAGCCACAUAUAACACUUUCAUAUUAGAUUUUUUGGAUCAUCUUUUUCUGCUCCUGUUCUGAGAGAAAAUGAGCUCUCCACUACAGUAUAUGUUUUGAUCCUGCUUUACUUCCAUUUCCACUCUGAAUAAAAAAGAAACAUGGAUAAGGCUGACUGGGACAACCAGAUUUAUUGUGAAUUUGUACCACCAAAAUGUCUGGAAUAAAUCUGAUUUCAUAUUCA
Messenger RNA from Siniperca chuatsi (mandarin fish), 2725 nucleotides. It is a transcript of the gene krt5, whose product is annotated as keratin 5. The transcript is spliced from 9 exons. Gene Ontology annotation, biological process: intermediate filament organization; keratinization. Lineage: Eukaryota; Metazoa; Chordata; Actinopteri; Centrarchiformes; Sinipercidae. Gene Ontology annotation, cellular component: keratin filament. The coding region runs from base 161 to 1885 and encodes 574 amino acids. Gene Ontology annotation, molecular function: structural constituent of skin epidermis. The record is from RefSeq and is a predicted model, not a curated record.